Messenger RNA from Ogataea parapolymorpha DL-1, 2079 nucleotides. RefSeq lists its product as uncharacterized. Lineage: Eukaryota; Fungi; Ascomycota; Pichiomycetes; Pichiales; Pichiaceae. Bases 1 to 2079 code for a protein of 692 amino acids. The record is from RefSeq and is a predicted model, not a curated record. The transcript has a single exon. Gene Ontology annotation, molecular function: RNA binding.
AUGAUGGAGGGCAUUGACGAUAGCAGCAUCCAGCUUUUCAAAAACUCGGAAAUUGAAAAACAUACAGAAUUGCAGCCAAUGGCCGAUAAUGGCCUCUUGAGAUCAGAAAAUCUGAAAUUCCAUAGUGACAGUGGUAGCGAGCAGUCAUCCGACUACUCAGAAGGAGCAUCCUCUUGUGGUGAGGAUGAUGAGCUUGAAGAGGAAAACCGCGAUUCAAAACAACAGCCAUUGACCGGUACUGAUGAGAAGGCAGCUGAAAAAGCAGAAAACACAAGCGUCUCUUAUGAAGAUGACAGCUUUAGCAAAGAAACUGAAAGCUCCUCCGCCGAAAGGGGGCGUCCUUCAGCUUGUGUGUUUGUGGCCAGUUUAUCGUCCAACUUGUCGGAUGACAUCCUUUGCCAAUCAGUUAGCAACCAUUUCAAGCAGUGGGGUACCAUUUCGUUAGUUAAAGUGUUGAGAGAUCCUGCAAACAGACCAUAUGCUUUUGUUCAAUAUACCAAGGAAGAGGACGCGAAACGCGCAAUUGUAGAAGGCCAGCAUUCUCUUUUGAAUGGGAGGACUAUAAGAUGUGAAAAAGCUCGUGUCAACCGUACUCUUUACAUUGAGACCACAAAUAAGGCGCUGCCAGAAUCUUCAAUCAGGUCCUUUUUAGAAAAGUACGGAGAGAUUGAAAAACUGGUCUCUGUGGAUGAGAAAUCAAAUCUCGUUGAUCUACAUACUGGAUCGCACUCUUACUGGUUUUGCAAGUUUGUGUACCGUCAGGAUGCAAUUAGUGCCUACGCAAACCUGAAAGUUAAACCAUUUUGGAAUGUUGAAUGGGCGCAAAACCUUGAAGACGAUUCAAGUGACACUCCUGAAGUGACAAUUGACAAAUAUUCGAUUUUUGUUGGGCAGCUUGAUCCAAGAAUUAACAGAGAUGAGCUGAUUGAAAGGUUUGAACAACAUGGCAAAAUCAAAGAGGCCAUCUUGGUGAAUAGGCCAUUGAAUAACUUUGCCUUUGUUAAAUUUGAGACUAGGAAAGCUGCUGCGUCCGCAGUUGAGAGAGAAAACCAUUCGAUGUUCAAGUUCAAGACGAUUCAUGUACAAUAUCGUGAGAUGUACAACAAUUACAAAAACAAAUAUUCAAACGAAAGCGGACCAAAAUUGAAUUUGGCUCCUCCACCUGUGAGUUUCAGAAGAAGACAUUCUUACAAUUCGAACAGCAGCAGCAGCAACAACAACACUAGUCAUAACUUCUCUGGGAGUAAGCCUAAAAAAGCUCCCAAUUUUUACCGGCCGCGAUUUGGUAGUUUCAGUGGUUUUCCCGAACAAGAAAUGCAACCAUUUUCCUCGUUCAAGAGAAAUAAUAUCUCUAACCCUCCGCCACUAAGGAGAUUUUCAUUUGGAGACCACGUUUCGCCGGCAGGUUCAUCAGGAAAGGUUUACAAGAAUAACUUCGACUUUGUUGGUGCUGGCGCAGGUAGCAAGAAUGCCAACGAUGCCAGUAAGAACACCAAGGCAUCUGGCACUCAAGCAGAAGAUCCAGAUGCCAUCCUUAGCGACGAGGAAAGGCUAUCAAACAACGGGAUGACAAGAAUUGAGGAGAAUGACGAUGCUACUGUGGGACGCAAUACCCAUACAGCCUAUUCAUCAACUACCAACGGAGCUUCCAAAACGACUUAUUCGUACACAUCCGUCGAUGUGGACGAGUAUUCCCCCAAAUUCCCUCCCGUGCAUCCAAUGGUUGAUUCCAAAAUGAUCUCCAAGAUGGGAAGUGCUGGGGGACCUAACUAUUAUCAAUCGCCAGCUCCCUAUUACUACCUUGUACCAACGAAGGAUAUUGGUGGCUACAUGGGCAAUGCAGUGUCAUCAGGGGUCCACAAUCCGGCAAUGAUGGGAGUUCCUGGAAAUGGUGCUGCAGUGCAGGGAGUUGGAGGACCUCCAACGACCGGGUAUUACUACACCUAUGCGCCAUAUGAUCCUAAUGCCAGUCCUUCUCUUUAUCCAUGCUACAUGUAUUAUAAUCCAAACCCGGCCCCUGGCACGCCGACAGAACAAAGCCAGGGAUACCUUUCGGAAUCAUACGAACAGAAGUUUUAG